This is a messenger RNA of Cladophialophora immunda, 770 nucleotides long. RefSeq lists its product as uncharacterized. The record is from RefSeq and is a predicted model, not a curated record. Lineage: Eukaryota; Fungi; Ascomycota; Eurotiomycetes; Chaetothyriales; Herpotrichiellaceae. The transcript has 2 exons. Bases 39 to 770 code for a protein of 243 amino acids.
CCAGAAGAUACAGAAAACAUAUCGGCAACGACUAAAGAAUGCCUCCCAGGCUAGCAUUACUGGCAGUGCAGCACCCGUUAUGCUACUCCUACUCAGAGCCCAUAGCACAUACUAACGGGUCACAAAACGGAAUCAAGUCCGGCGACCCAAAACCCCUUUCGUCGCUAGCGAACCCAGAGACCAUCGAGGACAGGGUGAGAUACCUGUACGAACAUCAACAGAUAACAAACCUUCUCAACGAGUACGCCUAUGUCCUCGACGCGUGCAUGGUCGACCACGCCGCCGCGCACAAAUGGGCCGCCCUGUUCACCGAAGACUGCGCCGUCACAUAUCCCUUUGGCAGCCACAGAGGCCGGGACGGGCUGGCACAGUGGGCGAUGAACGCCGAGACGAGGUUCUAUCGGAUGCUGAAGAACCUUCCCGCGUACUCUAUAACACAAAAGGUUCUUCUCUCGCGCAUCGCCGCAAAGCAUCUAACGCCCACUCGCAUCCAGCACUCGUCCUCCAACGUCACCAUCUCCUUCACGUCCGAGAACACAGCGCACGCCCGCUCCGCGCUGCACGCCAUCUGCGGCACCGACGGCGACGACAUCGGCAAGGUCUUCCAGGAAGGCGGGUACUAUUACUGGAGUUUUCGAAGGGAAGAUCAGGGGCAAGGUCAAGAACAGGGACAGGGACGGGGCAAGUGGAGGAUCUCGUACCUGUUCCUCGACGUCAACUGGACGAGUGGCGAUUCAUUGGGACUGAAUGAGCCGGGCGCGGCGGACUAA